AUGCUGGAGGCCGACGUAAUCGAUGCGUUAACACAGUUAUUUGUCGUGGAUCUUGCGCUUGUAAAAGACAAUGUUGCCUGUGUCUUCGACGAAUUUGCAGUUGGAGAACGACCGCCACAACGCAAACGGGAUGGGGGUGGAGUCCUUCAGGUAGUAGUCGCCAAGGAGGGGCACGAUCGCCUUGGUGGCUUCGGCGGCGUUGUAGAACGGCAUCUUCGAAAAGAUGUGGUGCGUCACGUGGGUGUCGGCGAUGUGGUGGAUAGCACUGUCGAUCCACGACCCAAACGAGCGGUCCACGGUGCACAACGCUCCGCGCAACCAGUUCCAUUCGUCGCCGCGGAAGUGCGGCACGUACGUGUCCGUGUGCUGGAGAUACGUAAUGAGCACCAAGUACGCGUUGCACACCAUGUACGGCGCGAAGUAAAAGUUCCACACGUUGCCGAUGCCGUACGUGUAGAUGGCCGUCACGAGCAAGUACAGUGCGACCAAAAAGCAGAAGUCGCUCCACCAGAUGCUCAAUCGUUCCUUGGGCAAGAUGAAUGCCGCGUACGGGUUGAAGUGCGACUUAGCUUGACCUUCGUACUUGCUGGGGCCGGUCGCGUUGAAGAAGAGGUAGCCUGGCAUCCAACCCACACCCAACAUGAGGGUGAUCUUGUACAAGUUGUACAGUGGCGAGUCUUCCAAGAGCGAAUGGUCUGA
Molecule: messenger RNA, 699 nt
Organism: Aphanomyces astaci
Lineage: Eukaryota; Oomycota; Saprolegniomycetes; Saprolegniales; Verrucalvaceae
Exons: 1
Coding region: 1-699 (232 amino acids)
Source: RefSeq, a predicted model, not a curated record